GCUGCGGGCAGGGCUGACAGGCUGCGGGCCGGCCGGCUGGCCCGGGGGUGGCGCGGGGACAUCGCGGCGGCAGCGCGGCGGACGGACGCCGGGCGCCCGAGGCGCCGGGAUGUGGAGCGGCCAGCCCCACCCGGACGAGGGCCACCCGCCGCCCCCGGAAGCUGUCCCGGUCUCCUGGAAGAGUGUGGGCCCCUGCAAUAGCCUCAGGGAGCCCCCGGGGGGCCUGGCGGAGGCCUCUGCAGGGGAGGAGGCCCACGGUGAGGAGGACCCCGCGGCCGCCCAGCUGGACGUGUUGCGCCUGCGCAGCUCUUCCGUGGAGAUCCGCGAGAAGGGCUCGGAGUUCCUGAAGGAGGAGCUGCGCAAAGCCCAGAUGGAGCUGAAGCUGAAGGACGAGGAGUGUGAGCGGCUGUCCAAGGUGCGGGAGCAGCUGGAACAGGAGCUGGAGGAGCUGACGGCCAGCCUGUUCGAGGAAGCCCACAAGAUGGUGCGCGAGGCCAAUAUGAAGCAGGCGGCGUCGGAAAAGCAGCUGAAGGAGGCGCGGGGCAAGAUCGACAUGCUGCAGGCGGAGGUGACAGCCUUGAAGACGCUGGUCAUCACGUCCACACCAGCCUCUCCCAACCGCGAGCUCCACCCACAGCUCCUGAGCCCCACCAAGGCGGGGCCCCGCAAGGGCCACUUGCGUCAUAAGAGCACCAGCAGCGCCCUCUGCCCCGCCGUCUGCCCCGCUGCAGGACACGCCCUCCCCCCGGACAAGGAGGGCAGAGAGGUGGACACGAUCCUGUUUGCAGAGUUCCAGGCCUGGAGGGAGUCGCCCACCCUGGAUAAGAGCUGCCCCUUCCUGGAAAGGGUGUACCGGGAGGACGUGGGCCCCUGCCUGGACUUCACUAUGCAGGAGCUCUCAGCACUGGUUCGGGCCGCCGUGGAGGACAAUACACUCACCAUCGAGCCCGUGGCUUCGCAGACACUGCCCGCCGUGAAGGUGGCCGCAGUCGAGUGUGGCAGCACCAACGGGUUCCGGGCCCCGAUUGACACUACAUGUGCCCUGAGCGGGCUGGCUCGUGCCUGUCGCCACCGAAUCCGGCUGGGGGACUCAGAGAGCCACUACUACAUCUCGCCGUCCUCCCGGGCCAGGAUCACCGCAGUGUGCAACUUCUUCACCUACAUCCGCUACAUCCAGCAGGGCCUCGUGCGGCAGGAUGCGGAGCCGAUGUUCUGGGAGAUCAUGAGGCUGCGGAAGGAGAUGUCACUGGCGAAGCUCGGCUUCUUCCCCCAGGAGGCCUAGGGCAUGGCCCGGGCCUAGAGGGGGCUCUGAGCUGGACCCAACACCUGCCCCAGGGCAGACAGACAGACAGACAGCAAGGCAGGGUCCUGGAGCCAGCCGUGAGCCAGAAGCUGAACAGAGGGACAAAUGGCCAGGCCAUGGAGGCAGCACUAAGCCGGCACCAAAUGUCCAUCCCAGGACAGACAGGACCUCAUGAGGUGACCCUUCUCUGCCCCAGUGGUACUCCAGCCACCAGGAGACUUUCAAGAAAGCACCAAAGACCAAGGAGCUUGGAGCCGUACUCAGGGGCUCAGCCCUUGGGAGGGGACACCUGGGACAGCCAGCACCCCUCCCCGGUCCCAGGAGCUGCUGCCUGCAGGUGCCUUGUUGCUGCCUUGUCCUCAGAAGGGGACCAUCCUGCAUGGCUGGAUCUGCAGGGUAUCCACCACCCCAGUUCCCAAGCCCUGGGCCCCCAGCGCCCCCUUGUGGCCAUCCUUCACCCUGUUCCCAGGUGGCUUCCCAGUCGGACUGCCCCAAUGGGACUUCUGUCCCAGGUGCCCACAGGGCAACCGGGCUAGUGGGGGCUGGCAGGGCCCCAGGGCUGUCUUCCACUCCACCCUGUACCUGCUGGAGAACUGCCCCAAAGCGUUCUUGGGAUGGAUCAGGGCCCUCCUCCCGCCCUCCCUCCUGACCUUCCCCUCCCUGAUCUGAGCCCUGUGCUCCAGGGGCCCUGCUCCCCACCCCCCACCGCUGGAAGGAUUGGGACACUUUUCUAGAAAAGCCAAACACAGACAGGGCCUCAGGACGUCCCCAUGCCUGUUUUUAGGCCAUUCAGACAACGGGGGCUGAGGUGGCCGAGCCCGGUGCGCAGGACCGGGGUGGGGUGGGCAGGACCCGGGCCCCUCCUCACCCCUCACAGCCCACUCAGGACUCAGCCUGCACACAUCCCUCACCACCUCCGAUUUCCUCCUUUGAGUGGAAUGUAGCGCGAUCUCUAUUUAAUAAAGGAAGGCUUUGUCACUA
Diceros bicornis minor is the source of this 2284-nucleotide messenger RNA. RefSeq names its product RAB3A interacting protein like 1 (gene RAB3IL1). Gene Ontology annotation, biological process: exocytosis. Gene Ontology annotation, cellular component: Golgi to plasma membrane transport vesicle. Gene Ontology annotation, molecular function: guanyl-nucleotide exchange factor activity. The record is from RefSeq and is a predicted model, not a curated record. Bases 110 to 1282 code for a protein of 390 amino acids. Lineage: Eukaryota; Metazoa; Chordata; Mammalia; Perissodactyla; Rhinocerotidae. The transcript has 11 exons.